AUGAGGGCGAAACGAAAGCUCAUCCUCCCCGAUUCUUCAAUAGCUCGCGAGUUUGCGGCAGAAGGCAAAGGCAAAGGCCGCAAGAGCGACCCGUACGUCCUCGACGUCAGCUCUGACUCGGACCAGCCUUCCUCACCCGUCGCAAGUGGCGUGCAAGCAAGCGAAGAAGCGGGCGACUACACGCUCCAACUCGAGCUUGAAGCCCUGUCUGCCACUGAUGGCUCCAUCCCUUCCUCACCAGACGUUCCACUUUCCACCACCUCUUCACCUCUGAAACCACGCCGCGGGCGCUCUCGCUCCCUCUCCACCUCACCCGACAUACCCCUCGCCACCUCCCUCGCAGAAGAAGAGGAGCUGGCAGUGGAACCAACGCCCGCCCUAGCCACAACAAUGACGACCGCCAUCCGCUCCAACCCCGCCCUGUGGGAUCGAGUCCUCAAAUACGAGCCGAUCAGCUUCGACGAGUUUGUCAGCGUCGCAACGCAGAGCGGGCUCAGCAUGGCCGCGGGCAAGAGCAAGGAGGAGCUGCGGACGUGGUUGGAUCGGCAGUGCAUCUGUCACUACUCAAAUGACCUGACUGGGCCCAGGAGUCGACACUGA
Molecule: messenger RNA, 600 nt
Organism: Kalmanozyma brasiliensis GHG001
Lineage: Eukaryota; Fungi; Basidiomycota; Ustilaginomycetes; Ustilaginales
Product: Structure-specific endonuclease subunit Slx4
Exons: 1
Coding region: 1-600 (199 amino acids)
Biological process (GO): DNA repair; DNA replication
Cellular component (GO): nucleus; Slx1-Slx4 complex
Source: RefSeq, a predicted model, not a curated record